CACAUCCCUUGUUUACCAAAUAGAGGUCCUUCGGCUUGGGCUGCGUCAGCCUGACGAACCAGGAAGCGACGAGGCGAUUGGCUGGCGAGCGGUUGCCUAGGAAACUUCUCUGAGGAAGGCGCGAAAAAAGAAGCGAAGAAGCAGCUUGGGCGGCCAAAUAUGAGUGUUGUAAAGCGUGCCCGUGUAGAAGAAGCUAUGGAUCCCUCCGUUCCAAGCAUUGCUGAGGUUCGUGGAACGCUGCUGGCUUUGCAGAAGAACUUGGAAUGCCCAAUAUGUCUUGAUGUGAUGAAGGAGCCAGUCUCAACAAAUUGUGCACAUAUCUUUUGCAGGUUCUGCACAUUGGAGCUUCUUAGACAAAAGAAAGGUGUAGCACAGUGUCCACUUUGCAAUGCCAAAGUCACCAAAAGAAGUCUAAGAGAAGAUGUCCGAUUUAAGCAAGUAAUCAAAGUGGUGCUGGAAAUCAUCCAUGCAUUUGAGCGUGAUACGGGUUUCAAAUUUUCAGAUGAGCAGUGUUUCCCCAAAAAAGCCAAAGAAAUUGCCUCUUUUGCAGCCCCACAGAGUGAACAGCUGGUUAUUGACAGCAAAGGCUACAGGGACAGACUGAAAAGGGUGAAAGCAGGAAAAAAGGGAAUUACCUACUUGGAGGAUGAGAAAGCCAGCUUACCACUGUGUGAUAGAACUGUCACAAGGUACUCUCUGAGAAACAAAAGUAGUUCUGGUAAAACGGUUGUGCUUGAAGUUGGGUCAGAUUCAUCAGAAGAUGUCUUUAAGAAGAUGGGCACGGGCAGGAACAUGGGUUUUGAAAAGAAUACUCAAAUUAGUGGAGGGAGUACCAAGAACCAAAGUACAGACCCUUGUCAUGUGGAGCUUCCUGAGCCAAGUACUGAAGAUGGGGCAUCAUUGAAAAUCCCAGGUACAGGAGUUCUUUUGGAGGAUGGAUUACAAAGCAUAGAAGAGGCUCGAGAUAGCCCUGAACAUUUGGAAUUUAUCAAGGAAAAUGUGGCUGUGAAGAAGAGCCAGGAUUUGUCUUUUCCCCACCCUUGCAUGGGACAGCUUGGCAGGAAAUCUGACUGCAGCUCCAUAGAGGAAGAUGGUUCUUACUCAAUACUGAGUAUGGCACAGUUGGGUGGUGAAGUUGUAGAGCCUACUACAGAUGAAAAGGCAGAGGGUGGUGCAGAAGGAGCUGAUGAUGUGCAGCCUGUUGGAAGUGCACACAUUUUGGAUGAACAUAAGGAACAGGUGCUGCCUUCCCAGAGUUCACCUGACAGUCCUUUCAGUCCAAUUACUGGGAAAAGACUGAUGCGGAGCAUCCAGAAGGUCAGUGAGUGGCUUUCUAAGAGCCAGGAAGUCCUUUCUUCCAGCCCCCCACAAGAUCUUCAGACUGCGGAGGUGGAUUGGGAUCUCAACCCAACCCAUGUGUCAGAUGCAGUCUCUUGUGUCUCUCAGAAGAUUGAACCAAUGGAGGAGCAGGGUGAGAUCACAGUGCGACAUGGAGACAGACCUUUAUUCAAACCAACUGCCUCUAAAAUUGAAGAUAAAGUAUUUGGGAGAACGUACAAGAGAGAACGCAAGUCAACCCCAUUUCGGAAUGAGAGGGAAAGGACCCACAUCCAAACAGAGGAAGGCAUUGCUGCAAACACAACACCUUGUGAGAGUCUCAUGAGAAAAAACACGACACGAAAGAGGAAGGCCACCUCAGAACUGACCCCUGAGGACUUCAUCAAAAGGCAAGGCAUGAAAGGAAGUAGUAAGAGGCUUGUUAAAGACGACAAUAUGUCUUCAGAAGUGUGCGACCCAACCUUCAUUCCUCACAGUGACAGAUCUGUGGCAGAGCAAGAAGUAGCAGAGUUGCCAUCAGACUUGCCUGUCAAGGAAAGAAUGUCCAUUCUGGAAGCUGAUGUAAGUGAAGAGCCCCAGAGCAAAUGGCCAGAGUCAGACCAGAAAAAUCUGAAUCUGAAGACAAAGAACUUGUCAGGCAAGAGAGGCAAAACAUUAAGCAAAGCAUUUGGUCCUUUAGAGCUGAUUGUGGAUGGAAGGUCUAAAUCCCCUGAGAUGGCCCAGAUACAGGUAGAUGUCAAGGAGCCAAGUGAAGUGGGCACUGGCCAGAAAAAAGUCAGGCGGAGCAGGAGACUUCAGUUGCUCACGGAAGAAGUCUGGAAUGGGGACAAGGAGUUUCAGCUGCAGUCGGAAGGCACUGGGAGGCGAAGUGAGCCAGCACAGAGAGAAAGAAAGCAAAUGGAUGGGAGAGUCAAGACACGGAGGUGGUCUCAAGCAGAGAUCAUGCUAUCUCCCUCUGCAACAGAAGAUGACCCCAGUGUGUUGCAGGGUCCACUACAAAGAAACAUAACUCAUUGUGAUACCAAUUUGAGGGGCAUGGAAGGCAAAGUAGGUGAGACAUGGGUUGAACCUGCAAUCUCUCCUUGUGUGAUAGGAACUAUGAAAGAUACGAGUGUUGAACAAACUCCAGAGAGCCUCAGUCCUUGUUGCAUUGUUCACAGGACAGACUCUCAAGGCAGCUGCUCCUCUCUGCAUUUUCAGCCUAAGCUCGUGAAGCAAACCACUCCUGAGGACAAAGAGUGGAAAGCAAAUCAACCUGAGAAUGGUGCAUGGUGUGCUCAGGCAGCAGAAAGCAAUGGGUCUUCCACAGAAGAUAUGAGAGGAAGCUGCAAGCCUCCUGAAACAGCUGAUAAAAUUGCAGGAACUUUGGAGCCGAAUCCAGAAACAGAUGACAGUGAAGUGGACACAGGCUUCAUGAAAAAGAUAUUUAGCUGCUGCAAACGCCAGUCAUUCUUGCUCCAUACAAGUCCAGUGAAGGAACAUGCUACAGAAAUUCAAAGGAAGUUGAGCAUUGGCAGAGUAGAAGAUGACAAGGCUCACUGUAUAAAGAAACCCACUCAAAACAAGGAGAGAAAAGAAGCUGUUUCAUGUGGGGAAAACAGAGGCAUCUCUGUCCAAAAACUGGCAUCCUCUGCCUCUGAUUUUCCAGAGCCUAAGAACAGAACUGAGCACCUGCAGCUUGCUUCACAAACCCCAUUCUCAGAUCUUCUGUCUAUGCCCCUGGAGUCAGCUGCCAAGAACGUGAAGGGAGGAAAUCACCCUCAAAGUAAAAAACCAGCAACUGAUAAAAUAUCAUCUCUAGAAAUAGGAAGAGAACCUGCAAGCCCAAAUGGUGGCGGCAGCAACAGAAGCCCAAAGGGCUGGAGAAAUGGCAGCUUCCAAGGUGCCAGUUUAAGCCAUGUUAAUGAGACAGAUUCUAAUAUAGAACACUUGCAGGAUGCAGGAUCUGUAGAUGCUGAAAGCCAAGGGCUAGCAUUAAGGUCUCAGCCAGAGCUGAUUCAGCCACAUCUUGCAGUUUGUCAGUCACAAUGUUCUCAGUUCAGCUGUUCCCUCCUUGAAAAGCAAAGAAGCAGCGUGGAAAAAAAGCAGCUGAAUAGCAACCUUGAGGAAGCAACUGAUUCUUCCAGUGUAGGUAUCCCUAAGUGCUUUGUUCCCAAGAUGGAACAGGACUCUGAGAAGGAAUCCCAAAGCUUUGGGCUUUCAGUGGAGACACCAGAUGGGUUGUUGGACCCCAUCAAUGAAAAGGAAGGCUCAUCUAAACUUCGGGAAAUUGAUGGAUCAGACAUCUUAGCUGUGUCUGCUAAAACAGGCAAGCAAUCCCCUCUUGGCAGAGACCUGAAGAACAGUGACCAAAGCAGCUCCAAGUUGAAGACUAAAGGUCCCAUUGUAGGACGACGGAGACAGGUGAGGAAGCUGCCAUCCUCAGAAGAGGAAGAUUCCAGUGAAGAUGAAGAAUUGCCAAGCCUCCAGGCAUUGUUAUUUGGCACAUCAUCACAGUCUCUGAAAGAGAAGGAAACAGCAGCGGAGAUGCCAGCACUGAGGAGCACCAGUAGAAGUAACCUCUCACAGAAGGAUGAGGACGUCUGUCUAAGCCAGGAGUCUGAAGGCUCAGUGAAUUUGUUUUCCUCCCAGUCACCUACAUCUGGGGACUCUGACAGUAAGCCUUGUGACUCAAAAUGGUUGACUGCAAUCCCUAGUUCCAGAGGAGCACAGGCUAGUCUCAGUGGGAACAAAGACACCAUGAAAUCCAGCAGUAAAGCCUACAAAGAUACUGAGCCACUGAAGGAUCCACGGCAUGAAGGCGUGAAUAUACAAUCCCAUUUAGAUGAAGAGACCCUCGUCUAUGAUAGUGAAGCUAGCCACUUGGGAGAUUCCUCGGGCCUGUCCUCCCAGAGCGAGAUCCUCACCACACAGCAGAGAGAUGCCAUGCAAAACAACUUAAAGAAACUCCACCAAGAGAUGGCUGAUAUUGAAGCAGCUCUCAGACAGGGAAGCCAGAAUGUUGCCCCUGAAGAAUGGCCACUACCAGAUGAGGAAGAUGAUUUCACUGGAGGGCAGUCAAGAUUGAGAAAGGGAAAUAAAGUAAAGUUGACACCUGAAAGCAAACAAAGCUUCCUCGCUGACGUCUCCAUCACUGUCAAGAGCACCCAUUGCAUUCCAGACAGUAAUUCCACUUUGUCAUCAAAGUCAAAAGAGCCAAUUUCCAAUGUUUUGACCCCAAAGGCAGCAAGAGGAUCUCCUAGUGCUACACCAGGUACAGGUAGAAGAUCAAGUCAUGAGAGACAGGGAGGGCUGGUCUCUCCCUUCACAGCUGCAACAUACCACAGUGCCAGGAAAAGGAACUCAAAGAGCCCUCUCCUCACCAGCAAGAGAAAUAUGUCUCUCGUGGCAUCAGGACUGAACCAAGGCGAGUUGCGUGUAGUACAGAGGUUUGCAAGGAAAACUGAGAGUGUUUGGUCCAAUAAAAUUACUGAAGAAACAACCCAUGUAGUAAUGAAAACAGAUGAGGAUCUGGUCUGUGAGCGGACAUUGAAGUAUUUCCUAGGUAUUGCUGGACAGAAAUGGGUGGUGAGCUACCAGUGGAUUGAACAAUCACUCAAGGCAGGAAAAGUCCUUAAUGAGGAGGACUUUGAAGUGAGAGGAGAUGUAAGCAAUGGGAGAAGCCACCAAGCGCCCAAGAGAGCAAGAGGAUCUUCUGCUAGAAAGCUUUUUCAAGGCUUGGAAAUAUGCUGCUAUGGACCAUUCACUGACAUGCUCCCAGAACAACUGGAGUGGAUGGUAGAGCUGUGUGGUGCCACUCUUGUGAGACAACCUCACUUGUUUUCAUGUGCAACACACGCUGCUGCUGUGGUGGUUGUUCAGCCUGAUGCUUGGGUGGAAGAUGCCACCUGUCCAGAAUUCCCGCUGCACUGCAGUGCGACUGUAGUUUCACGCGAGUGGGUGCUGGACAGUGUUGCUUGCUACCAACGCCGGCCAUUUGAGGACUAUGUCGUGCAACAGUUGUGAGGGGCAGUCCCUUGGAAGAAAGCUUGAGUGCUUUUGUGAAGGUUUUUUUUUUACAGAAAGUGCAACUUCGCUUGCAAGAGAAACAUUUUAGUUAGCAUAAAAAAUUCUCGCCAAAGGCAGAACUGGAACAAUAAAAUUUCUGCCUUCUUGCAGUGAGCCAAGAAAUAAUCUGUUCCUCUAUGCUGAUACAAAUGCAUUAUUUACAGUUUGACUGCUGCCUUGUUUGGGAACCUUUUUUCUCUCUUCACAACAUCUCGGAGAUGUAAUCAUUUACAAGUUAUAGGAAGCAGAGAUUUUUUUGUUAACAGUCUGACAGCCAUCGUUUGUUUCAUAAGAAUGUGUUCACAUAUAAAGAUGCACUUAUGCUGGAUCGCUGGUGUAGUAUCUUCUUCUAAGCCGAAGCAUUACCAGACUGGUGAUGACAUAUGAAGAACCAAAGCAUCAUGUGCCAAAGAGACAUGUGCCAAAAUUGAAAAAUUGCAUUUGGUGAGGAAUCAUUUAGAAAUGUUUUUCCUAAAUUCAUUUGGCAUCUUCGAAGCAAAUUAAAAAACUUUCAUUUAGAGCUUGGCCAUUACUUUUGGAUUAGGAAUACUAUAUCAUUUACAAAACCUUCCUUGUUAUUGAAUAAGACAACCUUUGGAAAACUCUUACUGGCUCAAAACAGUACAAGAACAGAAAAGCAUUUCUGAGAGAACAGAACAUUACUACUACUUUGUCUUGUAAUUUGGUUUUGUAAAUAAUUACCUAGGGUUUUUUUUAAAGAAAAGUUAGCUAUACACUGGAUAGAACAGCUUACUGAGUAAGAUAUGGUCCAGAUCUGGAAAAUUUGCAUUGUAAGUGACAGGAGAUCCCUUAGUUUCCUUUAAUUUAAUUCUGAAAACAAACAGUUCAGACACAGGUUUUUUCAGUUUCACAGUUCUGUAUAUAUUUGAGAGAGAUUUAAUUGUGCUAUAAGACUAGAAUGUUUAAUAUUUUGGUUUUAGAAUUUAUAUUCUUUAUGCUUAAUUGGCAGAUGGGCCCAAGAUGGCUUUUAACACUGGUUUUAAAAAUUAAUUUUAAUAUGUUUUAAAUAAUGUUUUUAAUAUAUUUUACUGUAUAUUGUUUUGGGGCCCUGGUGG
Messenger RNA from Pogona vitticeps (central bearded dragon), 6461 nucleotides. It is a transcript of the gene BRCA1, whose product is annotated as BRCA1 DNA repair associated. Gene Ontology annotation, molecular function: ubiquitin-protein transferase activity; DNA binding; zinc ion binding. Gene Ontology annotation, biological process: chordate embryonic development; positive regulation of transcription by RNA polymerase II; mitotic G2 DNA damage checkpoint signaling. The record is from RefSeq and is a predicted model, not a curated record. NCBI's taxonomy places the organism in Eukaryota, Metazoa, Chordata, Lepidosauria, Squamata, Agamidae. Gene Ontology annotation, cellular component: BRCA1-A complex; nucleus; BRCA1-BARD1 complex.